Molecule: messenger RNA, 7739 nt
Organism: Meriones unguiculatus (Mongolian gerbil)
Lineage: Eukaryota; Metazoa; Chordata; Mammalia; Rodentia; Muridae
Gene: Gigyf1
Product: GRB10 interacting GYF protein 1
Exons: 26
Coding region: 2614-5685 (1023 amino acids)
Biological process (GO): insulin-like growth factor receptor signaling pathway
Molecular function (GO): protein binding
Source: RefSeq, a predicted model, not a curated record
CCCGCUCAGUGUGUCGGGAGGGGCGUGCACCGCAGCGUGCUCGUGGCGGUCUGCGGUGACUCGAGGCCUGGUUCUUCCCCCACCAGGAGGAUUCUAGGGAUGGAAGUCAGGCUUGGUGGCAGGUGUCCUCGCCGGCUGUGCGCUGCUGCCAGGCUGCCUCUCGGCCUCCUGUGAUGGCUGGAGGUGCAGAGGUGAGGGCGGGUCACCCCCUGACCUCCCAGUGGGCAGCCUUCACCCUGCCAGGACCACAGCCUGAAGGGACUGCCUGAGAAGCUUCCAGACGCCACCUCAGGUUGUUUGAAGGAGUGUGUGUUCACGCACAGGUGUUCGGAAUGGGGAAAGCUUGGCUGUGAAGUGUGUAGCCCCACUCUGGCCUUUUCCCUCUUGGGAGUGUGAAGACCACAGCUGACAUUUGGCAUCUCUCUUUCGCUGUCUGCCUUGCUGCUUUUAAAUCUGUGUGAGUGUGCGCACACAUGGGUCAAAGGGCAGUCUCGGCUGUUAGUCCUUCCAGCUUGUUGGAGACGGUCUGGUUGGAGGUGUCACUCGUCAUGGCCUAUCUACAAGCUCUCGGCCCUCCUGCCCCCACCUCCCUGCUCCCUGGAGGAUGCCAGCACCUCACCACUGAGCAUUCCCCAGCCGUCACUGCAGCCUAGAAUUCCCGGGUUGGCCGGAGUGGGUGGCCAGUGAGCCCAGGGCCGGUGGGCUUUCCGCCUCCCUGGUGCUGGGGUCGCAGACAGCAGCGCUGGCGUUCGUGUACCGUGGGGCCUUGAACACGGUGUUUGUGCAGCAGGUGCUUUUGUGGCCGCCCUGUAGCCUGCCCGCCUGAGCGUUUUUGCUGUUUGUUUGUUUAAUGAAUACUGAGGGUUGGCGCCCAGGGCCUGAGGUGCUCAGCGUAGCCUACGCCGCCCCUCUCGGCGGCGGGCACAUACUCAGCGCGCUCUUCUGUUCUUCUCUUCAUUUGACACAGGGUCUCUCCGUGUAGCCCUGGCUGUCCUGACUCACUCUGUAGACCAGGCUGGCCUCGCACUCACAGAGACCCUCCCGCCUCUGCCUCCCGGUGCUGGGGUCACAGGUGUGCAUCACUGCACCCUGUGCACGCUGCUCUCACAGGCCCAGAGCUGGAGUCCCCACCCCCAUGUCAGGUGACUCCAGCUCCCAGAGACCCAGCCCUCCUCCUAGACUCUGGACACCCACAUUCAAAGGCACAUAUCAUCCCCACACGGACACGCACAUAGUGACUGACACGCACAUGGUGUCAGCCAGGCAUGGUAGUCCCAGCACUCGGGAGGCUGAGAAGAAAGGAUUCUCUAAAAACAAAAUAAGUGAAGCCCUCCACUUCAGUCCUUCUUUUAUGAACACUGGUGUUUGACUGCGUGUAUGUCUGUGUGAGGGAGCCAGAUCCCCUGGGACUGUUACAGACAGCUGUGAGCUGCCAUGGGGGUGCUGGGAACUGAACUCGGGUCCUGUGGUGAGUUAGAGUGCUGUGCACCCUCCCUGCGGCCAGCCGAAACCCUGCAGCAGCCAGCAUUUGCCAGCGGCUGCUCCUGUGGAAGGGUGUCCUUCCUUCCUUCCGCGCUGGGAGCUGAACUGGGCCUUUAGGUGAGCAGCGAGCACUGUAGCCUGGGCCACCUCUGCAGCCUCAGCUCCCUCUUCUGUCAGGCCCGGGGGUUGAGGCCAGGGCCUGUGCAUGCUGGCAGGUGCCUGACCACUGAGGGACAUGGCCGACCCCUUUAGUUUUUUGUUCUUUUCCCCUGGGGCCCGGGAGCAGCGGCGCUGAGCUUGGGGUCUUUCUGCAUCCACCUCAGGAGCGCUAGGAUUACAGGUGUGCACCACAUCUGGUUCAUGCCGUGCGGGGUCACACCCCAGGCUUUGCUCGUCUAGGCGAGCACGGUGCCACCUUUUCAGAGUGGCACAGCCCCAGCCUUCAGCUUCCUCUGCCUGGCUUCUUCACUUAGCACCGUGUCCUCAAGGUCUGCCAGGUCUCAGGUCCCCUCAGGGCUGUGUGUGGGUCGUGGUUCUGAGCAGACCCAGCCCAGGGAGGUCAGCGCAGCCGGGGCCAGCCCAGGCUCUUGCAGUUAGGGCACGCGCCUCGCCGUGGCUUAGGUGUGUUCAGGCCCCGACAGGUACAUCCCGGGGCCUGCUGCGGGGUCUCGUUGGGGGAGGCCUGUCUGAGGCCCCUUUGGUGGGACCUGUUCUUCCUUCUCUAGCCUCCCGGUGUCUUGCAGCGGAUGGGGACUGCAGGCACACACUGGUCCAGUGUCCCGCCCAGCCAGUUGUAGGAUCUCAGCCUCCGGACACUGCCUGCCUGUCCUCCUGCUCUUCCCGGAUGAGCCCCCCCCUCAGCGUCUCCUCCCCAGGCCCCUGAAGGAGCCUGCCCUUGUGGUGCCCCCACCGCCCGGUCAGCGAGGAGACUGAUCCCGAACGGCCCCUUCCCAGAUGUGAGGCUUCUCUCAGGCUGCUGAGACUAGAGCCGGAGCUCCCUGCUGGGAUUCUCGUCAGCCCGGCCCUGCUCAAGAGAGCCCUUGCUUCCCUCCCGGCCUGUCAGGUGUUUGGACAGUGCAGCCUGCUCUCUCUCCACUCGUCCUUAGCCCUGACAAGCAGCCCAGCUCCACGAUGGCAGCAGAGACACUCAACUUUGGGCCCGAGUGGCUAAGGGCCCUUUCGAGUGGCGGCAGCGUGGCCUCGCCGCCCCCGUCCCCGGCCAUGCCCAAGUACAAGCUGGCAGAUUACCGCUAUGGACGAGAGGAGAUGCUGGCGCUCUACGUGAAGGAGAACAAGGUCCCGGAGGAGCUGCAGGACAAGGAGUUUGCGGCGGUGUUACAAGAGGAGCCGCUGCAGCCGCUGGCUCUCGAGCCUCUGACGGAGGAGGAGCAGAGAAACUUCUCCCUGUCAGUGAACAGUGUGGCUGUGCUGAGGCUGAUGGGGAAGGGGACUGGGCCCCCACUGGCCGCCACCCCCCGCGGCAGGGGCACCACUCGGAGCCGAGGCCGGGGCCGUGGCGACAGCUGCUUUUACCAAAGAAGCAUUGAGGAGGGUGAUGGGGCCUUUGGCCGCAAUCCCCGGGAGAUCCAGCGAAGCCAGAGCUGGGAUGACAGAGGUGAGCGGCGGUUCGAGAAGUCUGCGAGGAGGGACGGAGCGCGCUCCGGCUUUGAGGAGGGAGGGGCCGGCCCGAGGAAGGAGCACGCGCGCUCAGACAGCGAGAACUGGCGCUCGCUCCGAGAGGAGCAGGAGGAGGACGGCAGCUGGAGGCUUGGGGCAGGGCCUCGGCGAGAUGGGGACCGCUGGCGCUCCACCAGCCCUGAUGGCGGCCCCCGCUCUGCUGGCUGGCGAGAGCAUGGGGAGCGGAGGCGCAAGUUUGACUUUGACUUGCGAGGGGAGCGAGGAGGGACUGCCGACGAGGACGGGCGGGUUGGGGGAGGCGGCUCUCACCUGCGGAGGUGCCGUGGGCUCGAAGGCUUUGAGGAGGACAAAGAUGGACUCCCAGAGUGGUGCCUGGAUGACGAAGAUGAGGAGAUGGGCACGUUCGACGCCUCUGGGGCCUUCCUGCCUCUUAAGGGCCCCAAGGAGCCCAUUCCCGAGGAGCAGGAGCUGGACUUCCAGGGCCUGGAGGAAGAGGAAGAGGAGCCUGUGGAGGGGGUGGACGGAGAGGGGCCUGAGGCAGGGGGGGCGGAGGGGACCCUGUUGCCGCCUCCAGAGACGGCAGGCUCCCCGGCCUCACUGCCUGCCUUGGGCCCUCUCUGGACGAAUGAGGAUGGCAGUGACGCAGUGGAGAAGGACCUUCCCCCGGCUGAAGAUGAGGCGAGGGAGCUGCCCCUGAGUCCUGCCGGCGGCUCUCCCCCAGGCCCACCUGGAGACCUGGAAGACGAGGAAGGCUUGAAGCACCUGCAGCAGGAGGCAGAGAAGCUGGUGGCCUCCCUGCAGGACAGCUCGCUGGAGGAGGAGCAGUUCACCGCCAUGCACACGCAGGGCCUGCACCACCCCACAGCCGCCACCGCCCUGCCCCUCAGCCACGGCGCCGCCCGGAAGUGGUUCUACAAGGACCCGCAGGGGGAGAUCCAAGGCCCUUUCACCACCCAGGAGAUGGCGGAGUGGUUCCAGGCCGGCUACUUCUCCAUGUCACUGCUGGUGAAGAGGGGCUGCGACGAGGGCUUCCAGCCCCUGGGGGAGGUCAUCAAGAUGUGGGGCCGAGUGCCCUUCGCCCCGGGGCCGUCGCCACCCCCUCUGCUGGGGAACAUGGAUCAGGAGCGGCUGAAGAAGCAGCAGGAGCUGGCUGCCGCGGCCCUGUACCAGCAGCUGCAGCACCAGCAGUUUCUGCAGCUGGUUGGCAGCCGCCAGCUCCCGCAGUGUGCCGCGCUCCGGGAAAAGGCAGCUAUGGGGGACCUGACGCCGCCGCAGCUCACGGCGUUCCUGCAGCAGCUCCAGGCUCUCAAAACCCCCAGAGGUGGGGACCAGAACCUGCUCCCGACGAUGAGCCGGUCCUUGUCAGUGCCAGAUUCCGGCCCCCUCUGGGACUUACAUACCUCAGCUUCACCACAGUCAGGUGGUGAGGCCAGUCUUUGGGACAUACCAAUUAACUCUUCGACUCAGGGUCCAAUUCUAGAACAACUCCAGCUGCAACACAAAUUCCAGGAGCGCAGAGAGGUGGAGCUCAGGGCGAAGCGGGAGGAGGAGGAGCGCAAGCGCCGGGAGGAGAAGCGGCGGCAGCAGCAGCAGGAGGAGCAGAAGCGGCGGCAGGAGGAGGAGGAGCUGUUCCGGCGCAAGCAGGUGCGGCAGCAGGAGCUACUGCUGAAGCUGCUACAGCAGCAGCAGGCGGCAGCCGUCCCGGUGCCCCCGGCGCCCAGCUCCCCGCCCCCGCUCUGGGCCGGCCUGGCCAAGCAGGGCCUCUCCAUGAAGACCCUGCUGGAGCUGCAGAUGGAGGGCGAGCGGCCGCUGCACAAACAGCCCACACCUCGGGAGCCGCUGCGGGCCCAGGCCCCCAACCACCGCGCGCUUGGGGGCCUGGGCACUGCCCCUCUGAACCAGUGGGUGUCUGAAGCCGGGCCACUGUGGGGCGGCCCAGACAAGAGUGGGGGCAGCAGCGGCAGCCUGGGACUCUGGGAGGACACCCUCAAGAGCGGCGGGAGCCUGGCCCGGAGCCUGGGCCUGAAGAACAGCCGGAGCAGCCCGUCCCUCAGCGACUCCUACAGCCACCUGUCCGGCCGGCCUGUCCGCAAAAAGACGGAAGAGGAGGAGAAGCUGCUGAAGCUGCUCCAGGGCAUCCCUCGGCCCCAGGACGGCUUCACACAGUGGUGUGAGCAGAUGCUGCACACCCUGAGCACCGCGGGCAGCCUGGACGUGCCCAUGGCUGUGGCCACCCUCAAGGAGGUGGAGUCCCCCUAUGACGUCCAUGAUUACAUUCGCUCCUGCCUGGGGGACACGCUGGAAGCCAAAGAAUUUGCCAAACAAUUCCUGGAGCGGAGGGCCAAGCAGAAGGCCAGUCAGCAGCGGCAGCAGCAGCAGCAGGAGGCCUGGCUGAGCAGCACCUCCCUGCAGACCGCCUUCCAGGCCAGCCACAGCACCAAGCUGGGCCCUGGGGAGGGCAGCAAGGCCAAGAGGCGGGCGCUGGCGCUUCACUCCGACCCCAGCAUCUUGGGCUACUCCCUACACGGCCCCUCCGGUGAGCUGGAGAGCGUGGAUGACUACUGAGCAGCCCGGCCUACCAGCCCCUGGGGUCAGACUCGGGCGGCGGCGGCAACCCUCGGCUCUCCAGCCUGCAGGCUCCCAGCGAGGAGCAGAGGUGGAAUCGCGUGGGGCGGGGUCCCCAGCACUUGUUACCGACCACACGGAGCACCUUAACUCACCCACCACGAGGCACUUUACAGAUAGGGGAGGGGGCGUUUCCUCUUUAGUUUUAAACGUUAGGAGAGACAGAAGUGUCGUUCAAGAACUAGACUGUAGGCCCUUCACCCCUUGGGGACAAUGGGUGACAUUGGAAGGUCCAGAGAGGUUAGGUUGGGUUUUGUUUUGGGGUUGUUGUUUUUUUUUUGUUGUUGUUGUUUUUUGUUUUGUUUUGUUUUUUUUUUUUUUUAAGAAAAAUAAUGAAAAAAAAAAAAAAACCCAGUUAGGCUGAAAGGAAAAAACCACACUGUUAUUUUGGGCCAGUGGGUGCCAGGCCCCGUGGAACUGUUCGGCCUGGCUCACAAGGCUGCGCUCGCCCGCUGCCCCCGGAAGGUGGGGUGCCUGGAAGCUGGGUGCUGGCAGUUGGCACAGCCCUCUCCAGAAGCCCGCCCUGGACCUGCUGUGACCGUGACCGGCUCCCGGGGCAGCGGCCUGGCAGGCGUCGCCCCCGUCAGCUGCUUUGGGAGGAAUAUUGCACAAAUUGGACAGAGCUGCCUCAGCUUCCUCUCCCCGACCCCCAGCAGCCCUCCCGCCCCGGCUGGGGGAGCUGGGCAGGACUGUCAGUGCCAGCCUGUCCGAGGUGGGCUCUGAGCUCGGCCUGCUGAGGGCUGUCCCCACUGCUGCCAUUUCGGGGGCAGCCUGGGCGUGCCGCGGGGAGCCCGGCGCCCUGCCUUCGCCACAUGAAUGUAUUCUCGGGCCCCGCGCCGGGCUCCCCCGAGGAGGGACCUUCCUGCAGUUGCCGGAGACCGCCGCUCCCGCCGUGGCUUGUGUGAGGGAGGGAAGACCCCGAAGGUGGCCGAGGCUGAGCCUGGGGCCGCGUGGGAGCCCCAGGAGCAGCAGCUGCCUGAAGCAGACCAGCUCUGUGCCCACCCCUCCUUCACCAAACCGAGGAGGAGCCGCCCCUCCGGUUGGAGGUAGCGCCUGUCCCGGCUGGGUCUACCUGCCCAUUGCUCAGCGCCUCACUCCUCAUCCACGCCUGGAUCUGUCUCCAUGUUGAUCGGCUUUUUUUUUUUUCCCUCUUUGAACUGUAGAGAAACCCUCCAGCAAUCUCAUUGCUCAGAACGCAGUAUUAGGGCGAGACUGCCUCUGCCUCCAUGAAUGUAUUUCUCCUUUCUGCCCUGGGGAAGUGGGGAGUGGCCCCUGGUUCUUCUUUUCCAUCUGUCCCCAGAGAGAUGACCUUUUGUUUUCAUUUUAACUUUUUUUCUUUUCUUUUUUUUUUUUUUUUUUUUUUUGCACCAAAGUGGCAGCUGGGUCAGUGUUCGGGACAAGGCUGGCUCUGGUGGAAGGCCCUCCACCUGCUUCUCCCUGGCUGACAGUGUUAGCGUCUGUGAAAAGACAAUAUUCUCUCUAAAGCAAUAAGGGGUGAUGGGCCGGGAACCGUCUUGCUGCUGCUGGCCCCAGCUGCCCGCCCUCCUGCCGUGGAGGCGUUGGAGGGGCGGAAGACUCCUGUUGUGACUGAAUGUAACCUACCCUGCCCCUGCCACAGCCAAUGCAGGGGAGGGGGCACUUGUCUCUUCCUAACCCUUCCCCCAGCUAAAGAGACUUUGAACUUGGGGGCCUGUGAGCCUGGAGAGGCCUUAACCUGUGAGGAAGAGUAGGGGGAGCCCUCUCCCACCCCAUCCCCUUUGAGAGUGGUCAAUGUUUACAAGCCCUGAGUCCAGCCCGGGACUCAGACAGCCCCCACCUUGGUCCUUUCCCAUCCCAGUCCUACAGGCCGGAGCCGCCCCGCCCCUCCUUGGGGUCAGGGUGGCGUGACCGUCCUGCGUGUCCCAGUGCACCCUACCUGUACCCUGUGUGACGUCCCUAGUCCCUGCUCUUGUAAAUACUCCCAAUAAAAAAACUUGGUGUGUUCUCCCAGUCCA